GAGUUUGUUUAUCAAGUGAUGAUUUCUUGGGAUUUUCGAUUUUCAGUUGGACUUUCAAAUAAUUUUAGCCCGUGUUCCCUUGAAGUUUACAAUAUCAUGGUGUCUUUAAUUUUUUUAUCCUCGUAUGUUAUCCAUUAAGUGCGAUUAAUUAUCAGUUUAACAUUUUUGUACUGUUUAUCGAAUCAUAAUCAUGAGCAAUGAAAAUCUAGUAACCGAAGUACCGAGCAGUCUUAAACAGUUAGCCAGACUUAUUGUGCGUGGAUUUUAUACCAUUGAGGAUGCCCUGAUCAUCGAUAUGUUGGUCCGGAACCCGUGUAUGAAAGAAGACGACAUUUGUGAACUAUUGAAGUUCGAAAGGAAAAUGCUUCGAGCAAGAAUUGCAACCUUGAAAAACGACAAAUUCAUUCAAACAAGAUUAAGGAUGGAGACCGGAAUUGAUGGCAAAGCUCAAAAGAUAAAUUAUUAUUUCAUCAACUAUAAGACUUUUGUAAAUGUUGUUAAGUACAAAUUAGACAUAAUGCGAAAAAGGCUAGAAACAGAGGAAAGAGAUGCAACAAGUCGAGCCAGUUUUAAAUGCCCCAACUGUUUGAAAACAUUCACCGAUCUCGAGGCGGAUCAGCUUUUUGAUUUUGUUACUCAAGAGUUCCGGUGCACAUAUUGUGGUUCAGUCGUGGAGGAAGAUCAGUCUGCUCUUCCGCGGCAAGAUUCUCGGCAAAUGAUGGUCAAGUUCAAUAGUCAAUUAGAACCAAUUUUCGUUCUUCUGAGAGAAGUGGAAGGAAUUAGAUUAGCACCUAAAGUUUUAGAGCCAGAGCCUGUAGAUAUCAAUACAAUCAAAGGAUUGGAUACUAGAUCAAAUAGUAGCAAAUCCUCCGAGCAGUGGUCAGGAGAGGCAAGUCGGAAUCAAGGAUUUUUAGUAGAGGAAGCUAGAGUAGAUAUACAAUUUGGUGAUAAAGAAACACCAAAGGAAACGAAUAAAAAAGAAAGACCGAUCUGGAUGGUGGAAUCUACAGUUCUUCCAAAUGGUUUUAGUCAGACUAAUGUAAUCGUAGAAGAUACGGGUACUCCAGUUCCUACCAUCGAAAGUACAUCAUCGUCGAAAGGAGGUGAAGAUAUAAUGUCGUACCUGCUCCAGCAUGAACGGAAAGGCGGAGCAAAUCAAACUAGUUUAGCUGCAGCCAGCCUAGCAAAUCCAAGGGAUGAUCAUAGUGAUUCAAGUAAUGACAUGGACAAUAGCUUAGAUAAUCGACUCAAAGACUUCCAGUUGUCGCAAGAUGUAGAGACUUUAGAAUCUGAAGAAGAGGAAGAAGAAAUGCCAUCUGUAACUGUAGGGGACGUAAGCUAUUUAUUAAGUGAAAUUGACGACAAAGUCAUAGCUAAGAUGACACAAGCUGAGAAAAAUAACUACAUAUCUGUUUAUCAAGACUAUUAUUCGAGAGUCUAUGAUUAGUUUCCAUCAUGUUCAAAGGUGGCAAAAGUAAUUUUAACUCUCAAUUGUUACUUGUAUCCAGCACAGAACGCAAGUGAAUCACUAACGACAUUGGUUUCCAGUGUAUUUAUUUCAAAUGUAGCAAAAUGAACUUUGCUGCUUUACCUGUUACAAAACCGGUAUGCCUCUCCCCACACGAAACUCUCUUGAUUUUUUUAGUAUGGUCGAAAGCUAAUGGCAUUGGUUUGGUGACUGUUUGUAGGUCAGGCAGACCGAGUUCCUUAUUUUGGUUCUUCCCAAAAACGUACACCUGUCCGUUGUCUGUAAAUUGAAAUUUUAUCUUGUGAGUCCAUUGAAAUUUGCUGUGAAAUGAACUAGAAAUCUCUUAGAAAUAGUUAAUUUUCAAAGAGCAAAGGCUCUCAAAGAAGCAUUGAAUCUCUAUUUGAUUCAUACAAUAAAUUAAUCAAGCAUCUCCCAGUUACCGUAUUGUUAAAAUGCAAGUCAUGGCAAAUAUAAUCACCAGGACCUAACGUUCAGUUGAAUGAACAGAUUACUGCUCUCGCAAGUGUGUGCCAAGUCCAAUUAAGUAAGGUUUAUCUGUGUCAUUCUCUUAAGAAAAAUGUUAUCAACUGUCAAUUCAAUCUCACAACUUUGUAAAAUGUAUUAAAAAAAUUAACCCAGCAAAAAAUUAGACUUCCUAGUAUUGUCUGCUAGACAGUCCUCGGACAAAGUUUGCCGCACUACGUCUUGGCCUCUUUAUUGACAGU
Bemisia tabaci is the source of this 2193-nucleotide messenger RNA. RefSeq names its product transcription factor IIEalpha (gene TfIIEalpha). Gene Ontology annotation, cellular component: transcription factor TFIIE complex. Gene Ontology annotation, biological process: transcription initiation at RNA polymerase II promoter. The record is from RefSeq and is a predicted model, not a curated record. NCBI's taxonomy places the organism in Eukaryota, Metazoa, Arthropoda, Insecta, Hemiptera, Aleyrodidae.